Molecule: messenger RNA, 4809 nt
Organism: Neolamprologus brichardi
Lineage: Eukaryota; Metazoa; Chordata; Actinopteri; Cichliformes; Cichlidae
Source: RefSeq, a predicted model, not a curated record
AUGUUAACCUCAUCAGAAAAUGGGUACGCUAGCAGCAAUACUCAGGUCGGCUUUGACUCACACUGCAUCUUUAAUAUCUCUCUUUGUUUGUUUGUUUGUUUAGUUCUCCUCCCCGUCGGUGUACUGGGUCAGAAACCGGUGGUGAUCAAUUUCCAGACAAACCCAGUGUUGUCUCAAACUGGUACUGAUGUAGUGUUCACAUUGCUGAACCUACCAAGUGUCCUGACCAUCACAUGGUUUUAUGAGAACAGGUCUUUGGGCGUGUGGGCUGGAGGGACCUCAACGGUUGAACCACCAUCGCAGUUCCAGGACAGGGUCUUCAUCACUGCCAACACGCUCAGAAUUGGAAGAGCCCAGCUCCGGGAUGCAGGGAGCUACCAGGCAAUGGUGGUUCCCACUUCUAACACAAACCUGUCUGUGAACACCGGAUCAGUACAGCUGAGAAUGUUUGAUGUCGUAGCCGGAGUGAGUUUGUCUGUGCCUUUAGUACCAUUGGAUGGGGGAAAUGUGUCUCUGAGUUGUACAUGGACUGCUGGGACGGAGAUUACAGUCCAGUGGGGCAAAGGAGGCUCAACAGUCACUGCUGACUCCAGGAUCACCAUCUCCGGUGGCUCUCUCAUCAUUAACCCAGCCAGACGGAGUGAUGCAGGGGAGUACACAUGUACAGCCAGCAACCCUGUCAGUGCCCAAACUGCCACAAAGAGCCUCACUAUCUACUAUGGCCCUGACACCCCUGUGCUGACCAAGGACACCCCGAAGCAGUGUGUCGGGGGAGGGGACGUGGUGGUGGGACAGACGACGCGUCUCACCUGUACGUCUAACUCGCUGCCUCCUGCGCUCUUCUCUUGGCAACUCGACGGACAGCCUAUCACAAAUAGCCAGCCGGACAGCGGGGUGCUCACCAUUCAGACUUCUUCGAAAAAUCAGAGCGGCCGAUACGCCUGCACGGCCAGAAACACCAUCACUGGAAACACGUCAACCCAGAGCACAGUCUUUGCCGUCGUGGACGUAUGCUUCAGCGCAGGGGAAGUGGCGGGGAUUGUGAUUGGCUCUUUCCUGGGCAUCGUAAUUAUCGUGCUCCUCAUCGUGCUCAUUUUCUUUCUUGUGCGAAGAAGGGAGGCAUUAAGACAAAGGGAAACUGCGCUGGUUCCAAAGACCAACCCAAAUCAAAGGCCUGUGCCCCCAGAUCCACAGCCUAAUGGUAGAAGGGAUUUGGAUCAAGGUCCCAAUCCUCCCCUCUAUCAACACAACUCUGACCGCUUAUACAGAGCUGCACGCCAAAGCCUUGACAACCUGCAGACACUGCCGCCAAAUGGGCUGCGUAACUCUGACACACGCCAACACAAUGGCCAUACGCACACAAAUGGACUCCUACACAAUGCUAUUCAGAACACCAAUUCAUAUCCACAUAAUGGCAUUGACAACCCGGCUUUCGUGCAGACCGAUGCUCAGAAUACGAACACACUGCCAAACACACAGCAGCAAAAUCCUAACAUUCUCAUACAGACCGGCCCUGCCCAGGGCGGCGGCCAGCCGCAGGCGGUUCAUGUCAGCCUUAACGCGCUGCCGCAAACUACCCAGCCGAACAACAAUGCACAGUUUCCCGCCAUUCAUGUCAAUCUUAACUCGUAUCCAACUGGUGGCCAACAGACACAGCAAGACAUUUCUUUUCCCUUUACCAAUGCAGCCAAUAAUAAUGCUUCACAAAUCCAACACAGCCUGAUGCCUGCAGGGCAGUCUAAUCCCAGAAUGCAAAGUGGCAGACCCUAUCCUAGUGACCCCCAGGAUGCUCAAGUAAACGCAUAUCAGCAAGAUCAACCGGGACUUAUUCCAACUGGAUACACACAUUAUAACAGUAAUAACACUUCACAGAGGAAUGCCAACACACAAACAUACCAGGAACCAGAAUCUCACAGGAGGUCUGACAGGAACUCUGGAAGACAAGAGGCCACUCCCAGUUCCUCCCAUCGACAGAUGUCUUGGGAUUUCCUCAGAGGGACACCAGCGUAUCCCAACGGCACGCAAAACAGAGGACACACAUCCUCUGAGUACACCAGUGAUGCUACAGACUAUACCAGCCAUGCUCCAAUACGCGAAGGAAGAACAACAAACAGAUCUCAGCCUCGAACUCAGAGACAAACUGCUAACCGUAGCAGGACUCCACCCAGACAAGAUGCAUCAUUAGCUGACAGACGCUCGCGGCAACACUCGGCUGAUUUUCAGCAGGUACUCUCUGGCAUUUUAACCCAGCAUGAGUCCUCACAACGCACACAGAGAAGCCCCCACACACAAAGGGAAAGUGCUCAGCGAGACAUCAGAGGUUCGCCUCGUAGCCAGUCUGCCCCCAGGCAGGAAGCCACUCACAGCAAUAACCCCCAGGCACUGCCUCCCACUGCCUCUGUAGGCCACUCUGCUGUCUCACAAGGACCCACCAUACAACAGGGACUGACUGCACCGCAGGGUGCGGACACAAGAGCUUUGGCUGAUCCUAAUCAUCUUCAACAAGCACACAUGGUUCAGCAAAGAAAAACAGCACCAAUUCAAACAGCACCACAAGGCGUGGGUACACAGACACAGCCUGUCACACAUGGUGCUGGUCAAGCUCCCCAAAGGGGCACUGCUCCAGCCCCAUAUCCCUCCACCCAGCAAAAACCCAGUAAUCUAACCCAGGCUGCACUCAAAGCCCACACUGCAAGGGCUCAGACAUUUCAAAAUCGGAGACAGCAGACCCAGGCUGCCCUGCUUCACCCCGGACCACAGACUCAAGCUCCAGCUGCUGGGGAUCAGCACCCACCGACUCCUCCUCCUGUUAUCCCCCUCAGAGAGUUUCAAACGCUCCCCAAAGAGCGCAAACACCACAAAUCCCCUGGUAGAGGCCCGGAGCCCCCAAGACCUCCAGUUAAUAUGCCAGUGGCUCAGCGACCCGAUGCGCAUCGCCAUCACACCGUGAUGCCUACCAACCAUCAUCACCAACCUCGGAAUGGCCACAUGCAUGUCACCGCACACAGGCACGGCCACGCUCAUGCUCAUGGCCAUGGGCAACCUGCCCACUUAGCUCACCAAAGGCAGCAACAGGCUCACAGAGGGAGACCAAGAUGAUGACAGAUGUCAGCAAACUACACUCUGCAACUGUCCUGUGAACAAACAGCCGACAGACGGGAUCCAAUAUACCACCAAGCAAGACUGACUGCACGGGGUUUAGCACUUUAAAAAGCUGUCAAACGCUGUCAUAACUGACUCCUGAAAUCAGUUAUUUUUUUUAUGGAAAAAAAUAUACGAAGACUGGGGUGAGAAAUGUUUUCUGAAAAGAUAUUAGAAAUUAUCUUAAAGGAGGUUCGAGCUACCCUUUUUAAGGGGAAAAAAAUUACACUUACUACAAAGCUCCAUAAUCAACAAACCUUUGGGAAUACAAUAACUGUGUCCCAGACCCAGUUAUAGGACUGCUUUGUACUUCUGAAGCACAGGUCAUGUAUCACAAUUUGCCAAGGGCCUGUUUUUUUUUUUUUUAAAGUGCAGUGAUCCAUAGGACCUGAAGAAGUUCAUGUCCUCUCAUCUAUUCAUCAGCAGCACUAAACAACUAAACUGCCCAAAUAAAAUGCACACGAGGUAGCUGCGUGAAUAUCCGUGACUACCUGAGCCAAUAAUGACAAACAAUAAAUGAGAAAGGACCCUGCACAAGAUGGACUCGGCCCCUGGGAGCAGUCAUGAAUGAUGAAAUUAGCAGCAGGGGUGGUCUUGAUUUACUUGGAGCUAUUUAUUUCGUGCCUUCUGUUUACAGAUGCCUCUUAUGACACUUCUCAAUUAAAGGGAUUCGCUCCAGUGGUGCUGGGAAAUAAUGCUGUGCUUACUAUGAGGGGGAUCCCCCCAAAUGGAUGGGCGCCUAUUAAUUAAAUGCUUUUAUGUGACUUAAAUGACUUGGAAAAUAAUCAUACCCGUGCACGAAUGAGGUCAGCACACACACACAAAAAAAACCCCUGAGCUGCCGCAGUUUCUGCUGAAAAAGCAGUGUAACAAUUUACGGGUUCGUAGACGGCUCAUUAAAAAUGAAAGAUUGUCGUUAUUAGCUUUAUUAGGUAUUUAUGCUUUUUUUUCUUUUUUAAACUCAGGGUAUAAUUUUAUAUUGAUGAUAAGUUGCACUAAUUGAUAUCGGUGGUGUUGUUUCGUAUGUUUUAUUUAAUACCGAUAUAGUUCUCUGUUUCUCCUAACAGAACCAACAGCUCGGGCACUGUGUUGCACCAAAUGUGUAACAAAAAGUUGGAAAUGAAUUGUGUCACAUACAUUUUGUGCUGGCUAAAAGUUCAAAGGGUUUAAAAUGUCACAUCCCGAGCCUCCAGCAAAACCAUUUACCGCUAGUAUGCAUCUGUUGCGAUUUUUUUUUUUUUAAAAAACAGGGCAGGUUUGUGACCUUUUUAUUAUUAUUAGCAGACAAAAAGUGGAUAUGUCAAUCAAAGCCUCAGGUUAAGAAAUUGAAAAGUCUCCUUUCUUCCCCUGGAACUUAUUUGGCAUUAAGAAUACACAUCACAGAAUAUCCCCAACUCUGUUCUUUAAUAUUGAAAUGAAUAAGCUCAGCGUUUGAAACCAACAUGAAAAACUACGCAGCGCAUAUGGAAGCUCCAACCAGACAUCUGGAGCACCAUAAUUCCUUUGGUUCUUGUUUUGGAAAAUGAAUGCUUGUAAACAGUUCAUACAGAUGUUCCAAGUGAGAUGAUAAAAGUACAGUAUUUAUCAGGAGAAGAAUUUGUAUAUAUUUGGGAUUAAUGAACAGAUUUGUAUUUUUAUUUUAUCAAUAAAAAUAAAGAUAUUUUGCUA